AUGACGAACAGCUUUUUCCAGACGAAGAUGGCCGAGGAGGACAUCCCCAAGACCGCGGUGGCAACUCCCUGGGGACUCUUCGAGUGGGUGGUCAUGCCGAUGGGUCUGUCCAACGCGCCAGCAACGCAUCAACGCCGGGUCAACGAAGCCUUGUCAAGUCUCAUCGGCAAGAGUUGUUUUGCCUGCCUCGACGACAUCACAAUUUUCUCGAAUACCAUUGAGGAACAUCGGGCUCACGUCAAGGAGGUACUCGAGGCGCUGCGUCGGGCCGAUCUGUAUUGCAAAACCAUCCUGGUCGCCUUAAUCAGUACACCAAAAGUGAAGGCACCUUCAAGAGAUGCAUGUGCCAAAUCCUAUUUCAACACUCCCACUGAUUCUAGCAUGA
Messenger RNA from Microbotryum saponariae, 385 nucleotides. The record is from the annotation of a GenBank genome assembly. NCBI's taxonomy places the organism in Eukaryota, Fungi, Basidiomycota, Microbotryomycetes, Microbotryales, Microbotryaceae.